AAGUCGUGUAUCUGCUUGUUGUACGUGUUUCAGUUCCACGUCUGUCUCUGCUCUGCUGCGGGUCUGUGAGAGGGGAAGAUGGCUGCGGCGGCUCGUCCUGCAGUGAAGGAUGGCGUCCGCAUUGCUCUGCUUUGCGUGUGCUGGUAUGCAGUCAGCUCCGGAGGGAACGUCAUUAACAAAAUAAUAUUGAACGGCUUUCCGUACCCUGUGACGGUGUCGCUGUUCCACAUUCUCUCCAUAGUCGUGUUCCUUCCGCCGCUCUUGAGAGCCUGGGGAGUCCCGCAAACAGAGCUGCCGCGCAGGUACUACCGCUGGUACAUUCUGCCUUUGGCAUUCGGCAAGUACUUCGCAUCCGUGUCUGCACACUUCAGCAUCUGGAAGGUACCCGUCUCCUAUGCUCACACAGUUAAGGCUACCAUGCCAAUAUGGGUUGUGUUGCUGUCCCGCAUUAUAAUGAAGGAGAAGCAAAGCACAAAGGUGUACAUGUCUCUGGUUCCUAUAAUUGGAGGGGUUCUCCUGGCUACAGUGACUGAAUUGUCUUUUGAUUCUUCGGGGCUCGUUAGUGCCCUGGCUGCAACCCUCUGCUUCUCUCUACAAAAUAUUUUCUCCAAAAAGGUCCUGCGAGACACACGGAUACACCACCUCCGUCUGCUCAAUGUCCUGGGCUUUCACGCCGUCCUCUUCAUGCUCCCUACCUGGGUGUUGGUGGACCUGUCCUCUUUCCUCAUUGACAGUGACGCGAGUGUCAUGUCCAUUUGGUCGAGCACGCUGGUCCUGCUGCUGGUCAGUGGGUUCUGUAACUUUGCUCAGAACAUGAUUGCCUUCAGCAUUCUGAACCUCAUCAGUCCUCUGAGCUACUCCGUGGCGAACGCUACGAAGCGCAUCAUGGUGAUCAGCGUGUCCCUGCUGCUGCUGAGGAACCCCGUCUCCUCCACCAAUGUGCUGGGCAUGAUGACUGCAAUACUGGGGGUCUUCCUUUAUAACAAGGCUAAGUAUGAUGCAAACCAGGAGGCAAAUAAGAAACUGCUGCCAGUUUCAAAAGAAGAUCUCCUUUCCUUUGAUCACGCAAGUGCUGCACUGGAAAAAAGCUAUGCCAAUGGGACCAUGCCCUUCCCAGUCAACUCGGACUACCAGUACAGAGGAAACAAUGUGCUGACGGAUCACUUCCAGUACAGCCGGCAGACCCACGGUCUGGGAAAGAGCUCAAACCAGUAUGAUGUGUAGAACCUGGGGAGGGGCACGGGUCUGAACUUUACAACCAGCGCUGUUGGAGACGCAGCAAAGGGGAGAGAGAUUGGAUGGCAGUGUCUGCAUGGAAGAGUUUGCACGCUGAGGCAUUGUGGACUUUUUCCCCUAAUUUGGUAAUAUCGUAGUAUCCCUGAAUAGAUAAUCCCAAACAAAUGUAUUCAAAAUUAUUUUAACAAACAUGUGAGAUCUGACUGUGGUUUCAAUUUGAAGAGGGGAUUUUCCUGCAAUCAAAAAAAAAAAAAAAAAAAAAAAAAAAAAAAAAAGAUUUUCUUUUUAAAUGUUGAAAUUUUGCAUACCACAAUAUGUUUUAAUGCAACAACAAAAUUAUGUAAAAAUAGGUUCCUAGAAUUGGGGUGAUUGAUCAAUUCUGAUCAAAGGAAUCGUAUUGUAGAUUUUUGUUGUGCCCUUCCCCCUAAUCAAUGAACUAUCCUUUCAUUUUGCAUGUACAGUAGCUUACACUAUCAACCAUAAAGAACACUAGCUGCUUCUUCAGUGUAUUUUUCUAAUUGUUAAAACCACCUGCUUGGGUUGCUGUCAGCUUUGCCUUGCUUUCGUUAGGCAGUAUUUAGUUCAGCCCUUUGUUUUGUGCUUUGCAUGCUGUAUAAAUCUAUAUAAACAUCUUUAACUACGACGUCCUUCUAGUGCCCGCAUGAGAAGUGCAAUUCUGUUUCUGUGGUACAGCAAGACUGAAGGCACUGGCUGUUUUAGGUGAUUGUUUAGGUUGCGUACUUUUUGGAGAGUACCAUAUCGGGAGCCCUGGUAGUGUCUCCCUUGGUAAAGGCAGUCCUAGGAGUGCAGGCUUCUGGCUGAGCCACGCUGCCUGUCUUCAAUGGGCGUUCCACAAGGAGUAUUGGCUCUGGUGCUGGGUUACAAUCGGACUCGUUGCAGUGGCCCCUACUGGCCAGAUGCUGGUGAGCUCAAGCUCUAGGGGCUGGUAGCUCUCAAAUCUGCUGUGGAGCUCCUGGGUGUAAAGAGGUGAUUGGCUUGGGGAUGCCCACUGACCUUCACUUCUCCUGAGUUGUUGUG
Messenger RNA from Polyodon spathula (Mississippi paddlefish), 2274 nucleotides. It is a transcript of the gene slc35e1, whose product is annotated as solute carrier family 35 member E1. The record is from RefSeq and is a predicted model, not a curated record. NCBI's taxonomy places the organism in Eukaryota, Metazoa, Chordata, Actinopteri, Acipenseriformes, Polyodontidae. Bases 79 to 1224 code for a protein of 381 amino acids. Gene Ontology annotation, cellular component: Golgi apparatus. Gene Ontology annotation, molecular function: antiporter activity. The transcript is spliced from 6 exons.